CGCACCGCGUUCAGUUUUCCGCAUUGGUGUCGGUUUCGGUUUCAGUUCGCUUGUGGACGUGCGUGCGGCAAGAACCUGCUGGAAAAGCCUCGGAACGGACCUGGUUAAUGGUUAACGGUUUUGGCCACUGAUUCCUGGUAACUGGCUAGUGUGGCGGACAGACGGCAGGAUCUGUGGAUUGCUGCGAAUGUGCCAAUAUGUCAGCGCCGCGUAUGUGGGUGUGUGAGUGAGUGUGUGGGUGUGAGACAGUGUCCUUGGGCGGACUAACAGGUUCCCCGUCUUCCCAAGUGUUAAAGUGCGGCCAAAAGUUUUUCGUGGUAAAAAAAAUACGAUAAAAAGUCUCAAAUCUGCUGUCGCCUCUGAUUUAAGCUGAAAGUUUGCCCAAAGGAUUAAAAAAGCCAUUUCGGACUUGUCAUAGUCAAAGGACAACGAGGUGCCGUGGGCCAAAUGUGUAUAAGGACUAUGGAAAGGGAGAAGUGAGGCAGAGCUAAAACCAUAAACCCAAACGAACAAGCUUAGUUCUGAGUGCAAAAAACACAAGAGGAAGAGGAAGUGCAUCCUGCGCCCAAGUCUAAUUAGAAGGCAACAGAUUGCUCAUACGCCGUGUGGAUCGCGAGUGCUUUAGUGUCCGUGUAUACAUAAGUACAUAUGUGUGUGACAGCAUUUUGUAAAAUCUAAAACAUAAAAAUACUGAAAGCUUAAGUUUUUGUUCGAUUUGCUGGCGGGCCGUCGAAUAAUUAGUUUGGCAUGCGGCUGCUGUUGCCACAACUGUUGCAUGCAACAUGGAUGGCGAAAAUCGGAUCAUACUCAAUGUAGGCGGAAUAAGAUAUGAAACCUACAAGGCCACGCUCAAGAAAAUCCCCGCAACACGUCUAUCCCGACUGACCGAAGCCCUGGCCAACUACGAUCCGGUGCUCAAUGAAUACUUUUUUGAUCGCCACCCCGGGGUCUUCACCCAAAUCCUCAACUAUUACAGAACUGGAAAACUGCACUAUCCAACUGACGUGUGUGGCCCGCUUUUCGAGGAAGAGCUGGAAUUCUGGGGACUCGACUCAAAUCAGGUAGAACCUUGCUGUUGGUCAACAUAUAGCAUACAUCGCGAUACGCAAAACACCUUAGCCAUAUUAGAUAAGCUAGAUAUUGAAAAUGAGAAGCCCACGGAGGAGCAGAUAGCUCGUCUAUUUGGCUUUGAGGAGGCACUGAGCAACGGCGAGCUCAACUGCUGGCAGCGUAUAAAACCCAAGAUCUGGGCCAUGUUCGAUGAGCCAUCCAGCUCCACGGGUGCCAAGAUCGUUGCUGGCAUGUCGGUUUUCUUUAUAUUUGUUUCUGUGAUAUCAUUCUGCCUGAAGACCCAUCCUGGCUUUCGUGUCGAUCUGCCCUCCGGAGCCCACGAUGCCCACGGACCAGGUGCGGGUGGUCCACCCCACGGACACGAUCCCAUGGGAGAACCACCGCAGACCCAUCAGUACCAUCAGCACAGCAUCACGCCGCCCAGCGGCAGCAUCGGACCCACCUUUCGUGUCACAAACUACACGAGCUACAGCAGCGGCAACUUUACCGCUCCUGGCCAGGCCACGCCCAUUGCCACCAUUAAGGGCGGCCAGCGGCAGCGACUGAAACGGAAUAUCAACGGAAGUAUCCUGAACGAGUUCAUCGAAGAGAAGAUAUUGGGCCACAAUGGGAGGAGAAAACACGGAUGGAUUGAGACCUAUGGGCAGCCACACGAGGCCUUCUUCUACGUGGAAUUGGUCUGCAACGUCUGGUUCUUCAUCGAGGUCAUCAUUAGGCUGAUUGUCUCCCCCAAUUUGUGGCAGUUCAUAAAAUCGCCGGUGAAUAUCAUUGAUUUUACGGCCACCUUGAGCUUUUACACGGACGUAAUGCAGCGUAUGGGUGAAUAUACGGGUCUUCUGGAGGCCUUUUCCAUCGUUAGGAUUAUGCGACUGUUCAAGCUGACUCGCCAUUCACCGGGCCUGAGAAUCCUCAUCCACACAUUCAAGGCUUCGGCCAAGGAGCUUACUCUGUUGGUGUUCUUCCUCGUCCUGGGCAUAGUGUUCUUCGCCAGUUUGGCGUACUAUGCGGAGAAGUUGCAGGACAAUCCGGACAACCAGUUCAAGAGCAUACCUUUGGGUCUGUGGUGGGCCAUCGUGACCAUGACCACCGUGGGAUAUGGCGAUGUGGCGCCCAAAACCUAUCCGGGCAUGUUUGUGGGUGCCCUCUGUGCUCUGGCCGGUGUGCUGACCAUUGCCCUGCCCGUGCCCGUCAUCGUUAGCAACUUCUCCAUGUUCUACUCCCACACUCAGGCUCGCUCCAAGCUGCCCAAGAAGCGACGACGUGUUCUGCCCGUGGAGCAGCCGCGCCGCAAGAGGGAGCCCACCGCUCCGCAUCGCGGAAGGACGAACGCCAUCAAACAGACGCCACCCACUGGGCCGGGAUUGGUGGCCGGUGGCGUGGGUCCAGUGGGAGCAGGCGGGGCGGGACUCGGUGGCCAUGCGGUGGGUCAUCCCGCUGCAGGGGCGCCAAUGUUUAAGGACGCAUUCGGCGGUGCCAAAAUCGGCACCGUGAACGUGAACGGCGUCAAUGUCAUUGGCCUGCAUCCUGCGCAAAGGACGACGACCACGAUGGCGAUGGCGAUGAAUGAGGCGGACCCGACGCCGAUGUCGGCGUUGACCUACCAAGUGCCUAUGCUCCAACCCACGCCCCCGGCCGCCCAGAGUCACGGCCACGCCCAUGGCCACGCCCACGGCCUUGGCCCAGCGUCGGCGGCGAUGACGUCAUCGGCAUCGCUAACAGGCUCAGCUGCCUCAGCAGCCGUUGCCACAGCCGCCGCAGCCGCCCCCGCCGGCCCCUCGUUCAUCAGUUCGGACUACUUGAGCGUGCCGGCGGUGCAGAGCCUCCAGCCGCGGGCGGCGACGACUGGCCACGACUUCAUGCUGCCGCUCCAGCCAAAACUUCUGGGCCCCCUGGAACGCAAGGAUCAGCAUCCGCUGCAACUGACUGCCCACAAUUUGGCCUCGGACACGCACCAGCUGAUGUACUCGGGCCACGCCCACUCGCAGCACAAGGUGGGCGGUGGGGCAGCGGUGCUGAAUGUGCCGCCCACGUUGAGCAUGUCGCACACCCAGAUGCCCCCCGGAAUCGCCAGCAUGGGUCAGCGGACGCCCAAUCUGAGUUUCCGGCCCGCUCACGGGGCGUCCUCCCAGGUGGCCACUCUCCAGCAGCCCAUUCCGCACUCCCAUGCCUGCCACGCCUCCACGAACUGCAACAUCAAGAUUUCGGUUGCCUCCGCCGGCAUUUCGGUGGGAUGUCCGGAUGAGUUUCGGACUCCCAAGGUGACGCUGCUGGACGAUCUCAGCGACGAUGUCAACUCCUCGACGGAUGACUGCGGGGACUGUUGUCUGGUGGACGACAGCGAUACCUACGAGGGCACCACCAUCAACAAUGGUCCAAGUGGCCAGGAGAACGGAACGGAAGCCAUUGGCCUGGACGAUGGCCUUCUGGAUAACGAUGGGGAGGAUGAGGAGGACGGCGAGGGCAGCGGCGUGGGCGGGGAUAGCGGCGAUAGUCUCGGAGGGAUCUACAUUGGUCCCAGGCAUUGAUUGCCGGACAUUAGCUGGGAUUUCCGCAACUGAAACGGACUUACCAACUUCUGACAGUACUGCCUAAAACAGCUCCAAAACUGCGGUAAAAGUAGGGAAAAGGAUUAAAGUUUGAAAGCUUUCUAGAGUAUGUAUAAUGUGAAUGAAUGGUUUAAAGCAGUGUGCUAUCCUAACCUUACUGCUGAAUGCAACUUUAUCUGGCUAAAAAGGAACAUUCUUACGAACUUUAAAGCCAAGGUCAAUCAUACACAAGCCCUUGUCCAAUUUCAUUGCCAUUGGUCACUUAAACUUUCCGUACCUCUAUUACUUUUAUCAAAUUCAGCUAAUGCAGUUAUUCCAAAGUUCUUUAUUUCUGUAAUCUUCUUAAGAAACAUAUAAAAGUUAAGGUCGUGGCCAAGUAAAUACUUUAAGUUCGAAUGUCAUAGGAAUUAAGAAUAGCAAAGUUGGCUAAGUGUUUUCAAACGUCCACUUAAGUGAAACUAUUAGAAAAAUCAUGUUUAAUGGUAUCAGAGAUUUUAAAGUCGUAACGAAGAGUUCUUAAUGCUUAUUUCAAAGUUUUCGAAAAGAAGAUUGUGAAGAUCACUGCCUCUACAUUUGUAAACUUUUCAAAUUAACUUUUACGGCACUGAGAUAAUUAUCCAUUAAUUUUAAGACGGGACACAUACAGUUCGCAACCAUUUAUCAGCACUUUUAAUCAAUCUUUGCGCUCUACUUACACCAUGCUAUAAACAACAUUCCUUGUCCGGCCAAGACAAACAUCCGUAACAUUUGUAUCAGUGUCCUUAUAACUGUCAUGUUGACAACUGUCAUUGGCAGCGUGCAUGGAGGAUUGUUUGCGUGCGUGUGUGUGUGCAGCCGGGCACGUCCUGGCAAGGUCCUGCAAACAAAGGAAGAGUGAGUCUGCAAAUGGACGGGGGUCAGAAGAGGAGGAGCUACCCGCAUACAAGGCAAACAUAUCGUCCACAUAAAUGUGACCACUUGUGUGCAGACAGUCAGAGAUAGAGCACCACCCACUUUCGCCAUUUCCCAAGCACUCCCAUUUUCCUGUCCCGUCAAGGUGUUUAUUGUGCAAAUCUUGGGGCAAGAAUUGCAUGGCCAACUAUAAAUUCCCACACUUGACUCUCACGCUCCGUUUGCCGGAUCAGUCCCUGAAUCAUGGCCAAAAAGUGUCAUCGGGCUUGUUUAUCUGACACAUUGACUGCCACCAUUUCAAUGAACUGGCGAGCAAAAACUGUGUCGACAAGACGCACACAAAAGGCGACGACAGCCAAAAACUAAAACGGCGACGACAUUCGUGUCCUUGCUCUCCUGACCCAUCCCAUUCCAUACCAUCCGAUCCUUACAGCCGCCCACUUCCACCCAGCGCGAUGGCGGUUUGUGUGGUUGACCUUGUAAAUAGUUUUUUGGGGGUCGCUGUGUUAAGUUUUCACUCUUCGACAUUUAUUUCCAUAAAUGUUAAUUGAUUUAUGCAUGGAUGCUGAAAAAUGAAUAAGCUGAACGCAAGGAAAUGUAAAUAUUUGGCCAUGACGGUCAAGAACUAACCAAAUGAAAACGAAACUGAACAUAAAGAAAGACAGUAGCAAACAUAUUUGACUUUAAAUAAGGUUCAAUGGUAAUUUUUGGUCCAAUAUUUAUAGUUUUUGAUGUGCUAAAAACGAUUAACAAAAUGACGAACAAUUUUGAUUCAGAUUCUUAGGUAAGGAGGGGCUUUAGAAGUACAAAGCUACUUAAACCACAGCUUCUUGUAAGUCUAGGUGGAAAAUAGAUGGAAAUGUAGAUUUAAAUAGAUAUCAUGCCCAAACAAUGAGGUGAGGGAGGUGAUUCCAAUUAGUCAGUAAAGUAAAAUCCGCUGGUCUGAAUGUGCGUCGUUCUAAAUUAAAUCUUUAUUAAUUAGCUAAUCUCUGAUAAAAAGUUAAAUAAUUGCCUAAUUGUUGUGUAAGGGUAUUCCCGGAUUCGGCUUGCCGAUUACACCUUUUUUCUCAUUAAGAUAUGGAUUCAUUACUUUAAAUUGUAUAAGAGAAAUGUUGCUUUAACUGUUCAAUUUAGAAAAACACAUAUUUUCUUAUAUUACAAAACAAAAAUUUGGUGUUGCGAAAAUUCCGAAGAGUAUAUAAAUAUGUAUUGUUAAUUCGUAACACACUUUUUAAAUAAAGGUUACAUUUAAAUACUUUUACAUAAUCUUAAAUGAGAAAGGAAAUGAAAUGAUAUAAAAGAUACUGCUCGUUGAAAUAAGAUUGUUUCAAUAGGAAUAUAGUUAGUUUAAAAAACACAAGUGAGAUACUAAACUAAUAUUAAACUUUUGCCUAGCAAAUAACUAAGUUUAGACCGGUCAAUGCAGAAAAAAUAUUGCAUACAGAAGAAAUAAAUCCUUUUGAAAGAAAUCACCCACCAUAGACAGGAAACAAGAACCCGGCUGAAAGUAAAUUAAAAGAAUUUUGGAAGCAUAAUCUGUGUGUAUAUAGAUAAUCUCAAGAACAACCUAAAUUUCAUUAGUUAAAUGUCGA
This is a messenger RNA of Drosophila simulans, 6100 nucleotides long. Its product is annotated as potassium voltage-gated channel protein Shaw. Gene Ontology annotation, cellular component: neuronal cell body membrane; dendrite membrane; axon. Bases 783 to 3596 code for a protein of 937 amino acids. The transcript is spliced from 12 exons. Gene Ontology annotation, biological process: potassium ion transmembrane transport; protein homooligomerization. Gene Ontology annotation, molecular function: delayed rectifier potassium channel activity; protein binding. NCBI's taxonomy places the organism in Eukaryota, Metazoa, Arthropoda, Insecta, Diptera, Drosophilidae. The record is from RefSeq and is a predicted model, not a curated record.